Oryza sativa Japonica Group (Japanese rice) is the source of this 804-nucleotide messenger RNA. RefSeq names its product small ribosomal subunit protein uS8z/uS8w. Gene Ontology annotation, biological process: translation. The record is from RefSeq and is a predicted model, not a curated record. Gene Ontology annotation, cellular component: cytosolic small ribosomal subunit; ribosome. Lineage: Eukaryota; Viridiplantae; Streptophyta; Magnoliopsida; Poales; Poaceae. Gene Ontology annotation, molecular function: structural constituent of ribosome.
AUAGACCUGAUCGCGCUAUAAGAGGGGCGCACCACGCACUCGUCGCAAAACCCUCAGCCGCCGCCGCCCGAGCAGAGAAGCCGCCUUCGCCGCCGCCGCCGCACUCCACCGCGCGCUCUCCGUCUCCGGCCGCCGCCAGACAAGAUGGUGAGAGUCAGUGUCCUCAAUGACGCUCUGAAAACCAUGUACAAUGCUGAGAAGCGUGGUAAGCGCCAAGUUCUUAUCCGGCCCUCGUCAAAGGUGAUCAUCAAGUUCCUCAUCGUCAUGCAGAAGCAUGGUUACAUUGGUGAGUUUGAGUUUGUUGAUGACCACCGGUCUGGCAAGAUCGUGGUUGAGCUGAAUGGACGCCUUAACAAGUGUGGUGUCAUCAGCCCACGCUUUGAUGUUGGUGUCAAGGAAAUCGAGUCCUGGACUGCUAGGCUGCUUCCCUCCCGUCAGUUUGGGUACAUUGUCCUUACCACCUCUGCCGGAAUCAUGGACCACGAAGAAGCGAGGCGGAAGAACGUCGGAGGCAAGGUGCUCGGCUUUUUCUACUAGAGAUAUUCAUCUCACAUGGAAGAUUUUCUCAGGUGUUAGCAAGAAGAGCUUUGUUAGUAGUGGGAGUCUGAGAACUUGUUAAGAUUAUUGUCUCCUAUGUCUGAAUUACCCCCCAAUCUGUUUUUAUUUUGCUUGGCGACUGAGUGAGCUGCUGUACUUUUCUCCAUCGUAUGAUGGCUCAGAAUCUUGCAUGAUGCGUGCCUGCCUUUUUGAUACUCCUAAUCUUUUACAAGUUACUAUAAACUUCCUGGGAUCUUUUACAAGUUA